AUUGUGGUUGCCAAGUCGGACUCGGUGAACGGCGGGAUCACAACGCCACGUGGAUGUAACGUGUGACUUGUCAUUCUCAACUUUUUACUGCCAUGGCACAGGGAAGGACGAAGGGGCUACAGGCCAAAUCCGGUCCAUCAGCUCGCCAGGCGUCAAAGGCAGCGGCAGCCACAAAGAAAGGAAAACGCUAUAUCGCUCCCAAGAAAGCUGUCCUUGUCAAGCAGGCUGCAUUGCACAAGAAUCUCUCUGCAAAAAUCAACAAGUCGAUAGAACAGCAAAUGGUGUCAGCCGCCUCCGCUGGCAAGUUGACCAUCAUGAAAAAUGCCGGUCCCGAAGCAUCUGGUUUGAAGAAGUCAUGAUCCACCAUAUUGCUGGCAUUAUAUGGUGGUCCGCCUUGAUCUUUUUUUCUUUCAGUGCGUUGUGUCUGAUGUUAACUAACAGCUCCAGGUCUCGCUUCCGCUUUCUUGCCACCGAUCUUGCUAUCUUCACCU
Messenger RNA from Guyanagaster necrorhizus, 491 nucleotides. RefSeq lists its product as uncharacterized. Bases 93 to 359 code for a protein of 88 amino acids. The transcript has 3 exons. The record is from RefSeq and is a predicted model, not a curated record. NCBI's taxonomy places the organism in Eukaryota, Fungi, Basidiomycota, Agaricomycetes, Agaricales, Physalacriaceae.